AAUGAGUCGCACAAGCAACAACAAAUUAAACCUCAUUUCAUCUUCCGAUCAGCCGCACCGGAUUCCGAUUUCAUCUCCACCGUUUCCUCAAUCUCCAUCCUCUGCUGAGAUUCAGACCUCAAACAGCAUCACCGACUCUCAUCCAACUUCUAUUGUAAGGUUUAGCAAAUGGAUCUGAACUCAUCAGGGAAUAGUAAUUGUCUGUAUAACAAGCUAUAUAACGGUGGAGGACAAUGUAAGAAGCUCGAGAUAGAUCUCAAUUUGCCUGCCUCAUCUAAUGAAACCGAGUCGACUCAAAAUGUUACAACCUCUGAUGAUGAGGCACUGUCACGGUAUGCCGGUAGAGAAAUCAGGAGGUCAGAAUAUGAAUACCAACUGUUGAAUAGGAAGCCACAUAAUGAUAAUUCUGUUUCGGAUACCAUGGAUUCCAGUCAAAUAGAUGCCUCUAGGAAGAAAAAGUAUAACAGUGGUGGCGUUGUUAGGUGGAAACAGCAAGUGAAAGUGAACCUCGAGAUAGGACUUGAAGUGCCCCCAAAUGAUGGUCACAUGUGGAGGAAGUAUGGCCAAAAGGAAAUCCUUAAUGCUAAAUACCCCAGAGAAUAUUACAGAUGCACCUACCGAAACACACACGGAUGUUGUGCAACCAAACAAGUUCAAAGAUCUAGCCAAGACCCGUCAACAUUUGACAUCACUUAUCUGGGAAAACACACAUGUCCCAAAAUUUCAAAAACCAACGACAUGUCAUCUGCAACGGAAUCCGGUUAUGGCCUUAUAAACUUCUCAUCUACACCAGAAUCUGCAUCAAAUUAUUCUUUUGAACUUUCAAAUUGGCCUCUGAAUCAUAGUCGCGGAUUCUGAGUAUGUUGAGAUCGAUAGUGGCGUCUGCAGGUACACCACCUUCUUGGCAUUGUGUAUGGUUACAAUUUGGUGAAACUGGCCGAAUGUCGAAAAGUCAACGUUUUAUUCUGACUCAUAAUGAUAAAUAUACAUAGUGUCACUAUAUACAAAGUCAUAAGUGAGGCAUAAACUGGAUAUUAGAUAUAUAUGUAACAUUAUUUGUUCACUACAAUGAAACGAAAGAAUAAACUUUAUCUGAAUCUUUAAAUUUUCUAGUGUCAAA
Messenger RNA from Helianthus annuus (common sunflower), 1120 nucleotides. RefSeq names its product probable WRKY transcription factor 41. Lineage: Eukaryota; Viridiplantae; Streptophyta; Magnoliopsida; Asterales; Asteraceae. The coding region runs from base 169 to 858 and encodes 229 amino acids. Gene Ontology annotation, molecular function: DNA-binding transcription factor activity; transcription cis-regulatory region binding. Gene Ontology annotation, biological process: regulation of DNA-templated transcription. Gene Ontology annotation, cellular component: nucleus. The record is from RefSeq and is a predicted model, not a curated record. The transcript has 4 exons.